AUGGGGGGGAAGCAGGCGCAGUCCAGCAGCAGUGGCGCGGGGAUAGGCGCGGGGGGGAGUAUCAGUGGCGCUAAGGGCGGAAAGGGCGGAAUGUCUGUAGAGGAAAAGGUGCUGGCGGAGUUAGUAGCAGCAGCGGCGGCCGGGAAGGGGAAGAUGGGGGAGGCGUGGGGGUCUAUUCUCGCGCAGGCGCAAGCAGACCUGGGGAACAUCGAGCUCUCUGAUUCGCUGGGCGCGGACGGGGGCGGGCGCGGGGGGAUGGGGGGAAACGCGGGGGGCGAGGAUAUGCAGGAGGGGAGCCGAGGGGCUGGGGGAGGGGCAGGGGGAGGGGAUGGCGGAGGGGAGAUGGAGGUGGAUGGGAAGGCGAGGGGGGCAGGAGUGAGUGGUGGGGGGGCGUUAGAGGAAUCAGCUCAAAGCAGGCCGGGAACAGGGCAAAGCCGGGGUGGGGGAGCAGCAGCAGCAGCAGCAGGAGGAGCAGCAGGAGCAGGGGGGGCAGCAGGAGGCAGGCAGUCUACCGAGAACAACAUAUUUAAUCUUCAAGCGAGUGCAGUGAAUGAGCUCUUAGAGGGGAUAAACAUAGCGGGAUUCGGCCUGAAUCUGGACACACUAGAGUUUGACACGUCAGAAUCAGGCCAAUCCAGCUCAGUAUGCAUGAGCCCUGCUACAGCCGCCGAAGUCUCGGGCAGCAGAGCGAGAAUUUCCUCCGCCAUGAGCCCGGCAGGGGCAGCAGCCGCGGGCAGCAGCCAAAAUCUUUUCGCAGGGAUGACCUCCCGAAGCCUCAACUCCCUCUCUCUGAAAAAGAACACCCCUGUGGGGGCAUCAGGUUCCCGUAGCGGCAUAGACGCAAAAGGAGGGGGAGUGCCCCUAGGAGGGGGUUCCCUAGGGGGUUCCCUAGGGGGUUCCCUGGGAGGUCGUGCUUCCAGCCUUAACGCUGCUCCCUCCAGAAUAACUCCCCAAGACCCUGGGUCUGGGCCCAAUGGGGACCUGCUAGGAGCAGGAGGGGCAGCAGGAGGGGCAGCAGGAGGGGCAGCAGCAGGCGGAGGAGGAGGAGGAGGGGAAGGAGGAGCGGGAGGAGGGAGUGGGAAGGAGAAGGCGCAGGGGCGGCCAGCAGGGUGGCACGUGGGGCUGGAGCUUCUCCCCCUAGACACGCCCAUAGGCGACCUGCCGUCCACUGAGGUGUUUGAAAACUCUGGGAAGCGAAGCCGCGUGGCCCUCUCUCACAUCCGCACCUCCAGUGGGAGCUCCUCCCUUCCGGAAUCCGAGCAGAAACAGCUGCUGGAGUUUGCUCGAAGCAGCGGUGUGCUAGGGAACAGCCCGGGUGCUGCGUCGGGACGGCAUCAGCCAGCGCAUGCGGGCGCUGAGUGCAUUCAGCGCAUUCAGUGCAUUCAGCUGUAUGACUUGGUGCCGAAUGCACGGAGACAUAAGCACCCUUCUCACGCCUUCCCAUUCCCCACUCCCUCUCUCCGCCUUACCCCCUAUCAGCUGCGUCGGGACCGCAUCAGCCAGCGUAUGCGGGCGCUCUACGACUUGGUGCCGAAUGCACGCAACACAGACACAGCAUCCAUGCUGGAUGAAGCGAUUCAAUACGUGCGCUCGCUGCAGGAGCAAGUGCAGACUCUGAAGAAGGAGAAGGGCGAGAGCCAGGGAACCUCUUCGGUGGGCACGGGCAGUCUGGGCCGGCCGGCGGACAGCAGCAACGAGGGCGGGACGAGCAGGAGUGCAGGGCAGCAGAGCAUGGGGCAGAGCAUGGCACAGAGUGUGGGACACAGCGUGGGCCAGGCUGGGUAUGGAGGUACGGAGGACGGGUUUGGCUCGGAGAAUGAGGUUUGGGAAGGGAGUGCGGCGCCUUCCCCCAUGGGCAGCGGUAUGGGCAGCAGGAAAAAUUCCCUGCACCUGCUGGCUGACCGGCAGGGGAGUGGGGAUUUCGGGGCCCUGGGGCAGGAGGUUGGAGAUGGGAGGGUGGAUGGUGGGUUGAGAGGGGUUGGGCAUGCACAUGCACUAGCCCCAUCAGGCUCAGGUGUGGGUGUAACGGGUGCUGCUGCUGGCCUAUCGCCACUAGUAGCAACUGCAGCAGGGGCUGCAACUCAUGGGAGUGUUUUGGCUGGAGCAACUGGGGUGCUUGCGUCUGGUGGUUUGGUGGAUGUGGCGAAGGGUGGCAACAGUGGCCUUGUAACGGAAGCUGCUGGAGUAACUGGUUUGGAGAAUAUGAUAGUGGGUGGUACGGAGGUGGAAUGGCCGGGUGAGAUUGAGUUAACGUUGGAAGACAUGAACAUGGUGGAUCUUGGCGGGUGGGAUUUUGACUCUUGA
Closterium sp. Yama58-4 is the source of this 2304-nucleotide messenger RNA. The record is from the annotation of a GenBank genome assembly. Lineage: Eukaryota; Viridiplantae; Streptophyta; Zygnematophyceae; Desmidiales; Closteriaceae.